AGAGCGCGCUCAGCGGAUCAGGGAGGCAGCGCAUUCCUCUGUAGGCGCGGCUGGCUCUCAUCUGUCCGGUGUGUUGUUCACAUUGGAAACCCGGCAUCAGCGGAGGGAAUGACGGCCGCCGUUCGCUGGUAGCCUCAGGUGGAGAGGGGAACUAGUUUGCGGGGGAACAAGGUGGGCCAUGGAUAACUUAAAGGAGUCAGAGCCUGUACCUGUACCCUCUCCAGGAAGUCUGACGCUCUGAUUGAAGGUGGAUUUCAUAAGUUUUCUUCAUGGCUGGCUGCUGUGGCUGGAUCUACCGCACCUGUGCGUGCUGUCUGUCAGAGGAGGAGAAGACAGCAAUCGCUGUGGACAAAGAAAUCCAGAGGAUCCUCAGGCAGCAGAAGAAGAAGGAGAGGAGAGAAAUAAAAAUCCUGCUACUGGGAACUGGGGAGAGCGGGAAAACCACCUUCAUCAGGCAGAUGAAGAUCAUCCAUGGCCGAGGCUUCUCAGAAGAGGAGAGAAAGUCCUUCGCUAAGUGUAUCUACCAGAAUAUCUUCACUGCCAUCAAAGCCAUGACUGGAGCCAUGACCACACUAAGAAUUCCUUAUGCCAACCCUGAGAAUGAGAAGCUUGCCAAGUGGCUGCAGGAUGUAAACACAUUGCACAUCAUUCACCUGGAGAGAGCAUAUGUGGAUGCAAUCCGUCGCCUCUGGUUGGACGGGGGAAUACGGAUCUGCUACAGCCGCCGCUGCGAGUACCAGCUCCUGGACUCCACUGAAUACUACCUGAGCAACUUGGAGCGGAUCUCGGCCCACGACUACAUCCCCACAGAGCAGGACGUGCUGCGUGUUCGGUUUCCCACCACGGGCAUCCACGACUACUCAUUCACCAUCAAGAACAUCACGCUAAGGAUUGUGGAUGUUGGCGGUCAGAAGUCGGAGCGUCGGAAGUGGAUCCACUGCUUUGAAAACGUCACCUCCCUCAUCUUCCUGGCCUCCCUCAGCGAGUACGACCAGGUCCUAGAGGAGAGAGAGAGCAUUAACCGUAUGGAUGAAAGUUUGGCUCUGUUCUACACCACCAUCCAUUCUGCCUGGUUCCAGAACACCUCCAUCAUCCUCUUCCUCAACAAGACAGAUAUCCUGGAGAACAAGAUUAAGACAUCUGAUCUGAAUAAAUACUUCCCAGUUUUCACAGGUGAAAAACGGAAUGCUGAACAAGCAAAGCAGUACAUCCUUAAAAUGUAUGAGCAGCGGGCCGUCAACAAAGAAACCCGGGCUUGGAAGACCUUGUACCCACACUUCACCUGUGCCACAGACACCAACAACAUUCGCAAGGUUUUCAUCGACAUAAGAGACACUGUGCUGCUGAAGUCCCUAAGGGACUAUGGAGUCCUUUGAAAGGAAUACCAUAUGUAGAAGCAAAAGAAAAAAAACAAUGGUUCCCAAAUUAAUAUGGAGAAGACUGAAGGCUGUAUUUGAAGUACAAACUGAGCUCUCUUUUCAACAUGAAGAAUAGUUUCCUUAAGAAAUCCUCUUCACCUUUGGUGCCUUUUACUGAUGAAGCAAGUGGAGUUUCUACUUCUUUGCUAAGCAAUGAUUUUGAGAACAUCAACAUCUACUAAAAGAGCCAGAAUCAUGUAGCUUUAAUCACACCUCUGUUUCUGUGUAGGAUUGUUUUUUACAGAAGAAGUGUUCGGGUCACGCAGUGUGCGUGUUAUUCUGUAAUUGAGGCUGGAGUACAGAUGCUAUGAAGUGUGGUGUGGCCAUUAAUGCUGGAGAUAGAGGUCAUACAUGGCUGCUCCUCUGCUGCUGUGGUCAAAUUAAACAAUUUCAUGUAUAUCCACCAAUUUCAGACAGAGAAGAUGUCUAUACACACUAAAAUGCAAACUAUUAACAUAGAAGGUCACCAGAAGAAGCAGUUAAUUUUAGUUGCACUCCUUUUCUUUAUCCUCUUUCAAUAAAUCUUGGUAUUGUGGUAAAUUAUUGUGAAAUUCCAGAGAAUGCAAGCAAAGAAGAAGCUGCAAGACCUCAGUAAAUUUUAAUGAUGAUGAUUUUAUCAUUACAUGUUUAAAAGCUGCUCCAUCAAUUCUGAUGGGGUACUUAUUCACUAAUUACUCUCUAGUUUCUGAUUUUUGACCUGUCAAUUCAGAUUUUGAACCAUUUUUAGUCUCUUCUUAUUUCUUAGUGUAGCAGCUUUUAAUUCAGUGGUAAAAUUAA
Cyprinodon tularosa is the source of this 2195-nucleotide messenger RNA. Its product is annotated as guanine nucleotide-binding protein subunit alpha-11-like. Gene Ontology annotation, biological process: phospholipase C-activating dopamine receptor signaling pathway; adenylate cyclase-modulating G protein-coupled receptor signaling pathway; action potential. Lineage: Eukaryota; Metazoa; Chordata; Actinopteri; Cyprinodontiformes; Cyprinodontidae. The transcript is spliced from 8 exons. Gene Ontology annotation, molecular function: guanyl nucleotide binding; G protein-coupled receptor binding; G-protein beta/gamma-subunit complex binding. The coding region runs from base 270 to 1376 and encodes 368 amino acids. The record is from RefSeq and is a predicted model, not a curated record. Gene Ontology annotation, cellular component: heterotrimeric G-protein complex.